Aspergillus thermomutatus is the source of this 816-nucleotide messenger RNA. RefSeq names its product DNA replication protein PSF2 (gene psf2). The record is from RefSeq and is a predicted model, not a curated record. The coding region runs from base 1 to 816 and encodes 271 amino acids. Gene Ontology annotation, biological process: double-strand break repair via break-induced replication; DNA replication. The transcript has 3 exons. Gene Ontology annotation, cellular component: nucleus; GINS complex. NCBI's taxonomy places the organism in Eukaryota, Fungi, Ascomycota, Eurotiomycetes, Eurotiales, Aspergillaceae.
AUGGCCUUUCCUCUUCCGCGGGGCAUCACGCCCCCGGAGAUUGCCUUUCUAGCGGAGAUGGAGAUGGUGACGAUUCUCCCUCGUCAACGCUUGGAGGGCCUCGAAUUGUUAGGUGGCCGAGUCGAACCACUCCUACCACCCCGCCGCGCCUCCCUCCCACUAUGGCUCGCCCUCCUCCUCAAACGCCAGCGCCGCGCAAAUAUCCUCCCGCCCGCAUGGCUACAUCCUGAGCCCCUCUCCCUGAUCCUCGAGAUCGAAACGCAACAUCACGAAUACGAGAAUGCCUUUUCCCCGCCUCCACCGCUGCCCGGUCAGCCGAGCCUCCGCGACCGCAAUCGUGGACAGAGACCGAUAGCCAAGGCGCGUCAUACGCCGGAUGGCGAGCGAUACUUUCCUUCGCCGCCCUUCUUACCGCAGAAUAUCGCGCAGGACAAUACACAGACUGGCGAGCCCCCGUCAUUACCGUACCAUUGGUUGGAGGUGGGCAAUAUGCUCCUCGACGCGGCAAGUGACGAUCUGGUGGAUCCGGACCAGAUACGGCGGUUGCUUAAGGAGCUGCGCGAGGUACGUAUGGCGAAGAUACGGUCUGGAGUGGACGUGUUGGAUGCUGCUGCCACCGGCGGAGGUGGAGUGGCUCUCACGGGUGUUGGCGCGAUGGAGAUGGGUGAGUCGAGAGGAUUCGUGACGGGGGUCGUAGAUGAACUCAGGAAGAUCGGUGCGUCGAAAGAGCAAGCACGGCGGGAGCAGAUGGCGGAAGAGAUGGCCAAUGGGGGAUAUGAUGCCACCCAGGACGAUGAAGACGAGAUGGAGUUCUAA